GUUUACAAAAUGGCGGACAGAAAAACAUCAGAACAUUUCCACAAUCUUAAGGAUGGCUCAGAUCAAAAGCGGCCGAUGGUCAUCCAGUCUGCCCCACGACACCACCAUGAUACCUUUACUGAUAGUGGUUCAAAUGGCGUGAAGGACACAGAGAAACACAGACAUAAAGAGUCGAAAAAAUCUCACCAUUCAAAAUCCCAGCCAAAACUUCAACCGAGUGGUUCUGAAUCCCAGGCUUAUACCUUUCAUGAAAGUUCCCCUUUUGAUUCCACAAAAUACUCAACAUCUACCUCAUCCAUGGAAGCAGCACAUCACAAGAAGCGUCUGAAAACAUCACUUCCCAAACCGAAACACGAGCUAGACGUGCAUCGUCAUGAUUUCAGCGAUGUGAUGCCCAAGUCCCAAGCCAGUCAGUCAACGUUGGAAGCCCUGAUGGCAAGGAGCCCUGUCUCACAAGACCGAGUGAUCCCCAUCCCCAACCGAGCGAGCCCCGUGGGUUCCUUCAUCCCCUCGCCCCCACAUACAAAGAGUGCCUCUUUAAGCAGAGAUAUAUCACCGUCGCGAAUCACGCAACAAGUUGUAUCAGCCCUGUCAGAAAGUUACCCCCCACCUCUGCUUCAUUCUGCCCUCACCGGCACGCUGACGCAGUCCCCAGCCAGUUCUCCAUCCCCUCCCAACAGAACUGUGGUUAGGAACGUACCGCCAUCUCGGGAACAAGAGCAUCAUGGUAGACUCAGCAGUCAGACGAUCCGACACUUACAAGAGUCUCAGCUACAACGAAAGGCCCAGACCAUCAGACAACCGGGAGUCCAUAUACAGACCAGACUACCUCCUGGUGCCCAGGCAGCUGAAGGUCCAGUGGAUCAUAUAACAUUUAGAUCUGUAUCACCAAAAAGCAGACAAGUAUCUCAUGAGCCUCAUGUAGAAAGAGUAGUGUUCAGAUCAGUUUCUCCCAAAGGCAUCCAGAGAUCUCACAUACCAGCUGGGGAAAGAGGAGCGCUGCCCUUCAGGUCUGUGUCUCCUAAAAGUGUUCAGUCCUCUCAUAUCGUUGAAGGUGGCGUACCAUUUCGAUCCGUGUCUCCGCGACGGAGCCAUGUGCCUCAUCCUGGGAGGCAAGUUAAAGAAGAGCCAAGGGGUUUUGUUGUGGAAGGACCUAAUACAGCAUUGUCAGCAAAUAGUUCAGCUCCACAACAAACUGACUUAAACAUGCCGGUGUAUACCAGCUCUGUUUUGAACAAUGUUCCCAACACUGUUGUCUAUUCGCAAUCCUUUGGUCGUGCUCCACCUAUAUCAUCUGCGGGUACUGUGUCAUUAUCAGGAUCGAUUCCGUCAGUCCGAGAGGGACCGCCUGGUGUGAGAAUAGUUCAUUCAUCUGAGGGUCUACAGAAAGUCAUUGUGUCAUUAGGAGAGAAUCCAGGGCUAAUGUCUCGUGAAUUGGCUGAAAGAUUAGAAGCAGAGCUCCGAAGUCAUCAUUCAAGCCACAGACGCACACCUUCACCUGUUCCCCCAUCUUCAACUAGACCAGCCAAAGAGCACAUACCCCCUUCAUCCUAUGCAAGACACCCCUCCUCUUCACCCCUGACAAUCCACAAAACUCCAUCCCCCUCCCAUGCUGGACAUCGAACCCACGGCCAUUCCUCCUCCCCACAGACAAUCCACAGGACACCGUCACCCUCCCAUGCAGGGCAUCGAACACAGGGCCACAUAUCCCCUGUGUCUCAUGCACAGGGGAAGGUGUCGCCUGUGCCGACUCGCAACAUAGUGUCCUCAGCUCACAGGAUCCACGGACAUGUCUCUCCAGGCCCACACAGCCAGGACAAAGGGCCUGUCCUGACCCAACCCCUUGGACGCUUCUCACCCUCACCCACAUCAGCUUACCGGGGUCAUGUGUCCCCAGUUCAGACCCCAGAGCAGCAGAGAAUGGGCAGCUCUCCUCCCCCAGCUCACAAACACCCCGAACUCCCUCCUACAUGUCGGUCAAGACAGCCGGCUGUUGAUCUCACCAAAACUCAUCACAGAUACGCCAAUGAGUGUAUCCCUUCUCCGGCACAGAGAUACACCGAUAUGCCCUCAGUGCUACCAUCCUCUAUUGCUCACAGUUCCACUCAAGAAGCCAGGUCAGUAAAUGUACUAUUUUCACAAGCGCAGGGACAAGUCAGUGUUACACCCCGUCAACAUCCACACGAAGGGCAGCAGGGAUCAAAGAAAGAUCGUAAAACAGAUAUUCGCCAUGACACACAACCUACCUUCCAACCUGCAGGCCAGGGCCAGCCAUAUUCAACUGCAGGAGAGACACAGCUAGCCUCUCGCCUAGCUACAUCCCAAGCCAAGCCUUUGCCCCCAAGUCAUAUUAACCCCUUCACCUUUCCGGUCAAAAUGAUGGUAACCACCCACGCACCUGCCCCGAUCCCGUCAUACACAGUCAACAGCAGCUCACACCAGCCUGAGCAGCGGACUCCUCUGACGGCUCCCUUCUACCCACGGUCCACCUCCGACAUUUCCGAUUUGCAGCGGAAAACAGAAAAAGAGAAUAUGAAUGACAUGCCCCGUCUUGUGCCGGAAUUACCACUGGUGAAGAAGGAGGAGAACUCAGGAAGUUUCACAGGGUUCAACCAUGUUAAUGAAUCUCCGCACUGUGAGGCAUCGUCUUCGUUGAGUCCCUUCAACAUGAGGCUGCAGAACCUAGCCAACUUCCCUGUCAACAACACAACGUACAGGUCUGCAUAUAGGGCGCAGUCUGUAGCUGUCCAGAGAGCCAAGGCCUGUUCAAUAACCAGUGCUGCUAAGUCCCUCGACAUCCUCCGGCAGAACCUUCAGAGGAGCUUAAACAAGGAGCUGGAUGUAAUCGUGCAGAAUUAUGUCGAGAAGUUUUUCAAACCUGCUGUAUCCAACAUUCGGCUUAACAACGGACAGAACGCUGUCAGUGAUGACCACAUCCAUGCUGUGUGUAGACAGAUGCUGGAGGAGGCAAAGAAGAUGUACGUGAGCGAACCUCGGCGAAGUGUGACCCCUGUAAGAGAUGACACUGACACUGUGUCCGAGAAUGGCAGCAACUGUGGACGGAGACCGGUGGGGACCGGACGAAGGCGUCGCCCGUCUGACAGCAACUCGGAGGCAGGAAGUGACAUCAGCCAGCCCAAGAAGAAGGUGAGGAAAAGGAAAGGACGGCCACCUCUUCACCAAUCAGGGAGAGGCACACCACUGAAGUCUAUUAAGCCAAAUGAACCGGUCCGACGGGAGGGGCCAAAGUGGGAUCCGGAGAGAAUUGUCACAGAAACCAAAUUUGUGAUGGGAGCAAGGGCUAACAAAGCUCUUGGCCUUGGUGCAACUCGAGGACGACUGUACAUAAAACACCCGGACAUAUUCAAGUACUCAGGUGACCAGGACGACAAGGCGUGGCUGUACGAGCAUCACCUGAUGCCUGCCACAGGCGGCAAGGCCUACAUGUUGAUGGUGGAGGACAUACAGGACCUCAGUCGGACAGACGAGUACAGGGACAGCCCCAACCUGUUGAUGGAUGAACUGUAUGGGUUCACCGUGCCCGACUGGAUCCUCGCCAAGAUGAAGAUUCAGAUGAAUGCCAUGAGGACAGAUGUCAGCCGGGCCAAGUUCCACCGCAGUCGCUCGGGCACUCCAACUGACAUGACUGCAUACAGGGAAAUGGAGGAGGAACCACCCAAGGCGCUUCCUUUCUCCAAUUUCAGUGAUAACACCUCCACAUAUCCCACGUCGAAGUCAGACAUUCAGGUAUUCCAGAACUAUGAGAUAUCCCCAUCAGCUGGUGAUGAUAUGGAGUUCCUGUCCACUGCUGAUAACGACUCGGCCGCGCCCGAUCUCUCCCCCUUUAACGUCACGGGGGGGUUUGACGACACAAACUCUCCCUCCCCUGAAGUCGACAAUUUAGACGACCCGACCUUCGUCUUGAAGUAAAUCAUCCACCAGAGAAUUAACUUGAAUCAUUCUAUCCUAUAUUUUUGCAAUAGUGUUGACAGUGCAAUUGUCCCUUGCUUUGUAUGCUUUCUCAAGUCACGAUGACGUCGUAAUUAAAAAUGAAUGGUUUUCCGACUUUCGUUGUACAAAUUCGAACAAAAAUUCUUGUGUGCCAUAUUCCUGUUACCAUGGUUACUGUUGAACUUGUCAAAUUGUACAUCUUCAUUAGAACCCUUGUGCAUCUGUCUUUUUUAAAUAUUUUCAUCUUUAACACCUGUUGUGUUUCCAAUCUUGCUGAUUUACACCAAAAUGUACAUGUUUGUUUUUCAUAAAAAAUUCACUGGAUUUUUUCGUAAUAGAUGAAUUAUGAAUGGUGUCAAGAUACAUGUUUCUUCUUGUUGAUGAAUUGGGUUUAUAAGCGUAUGCAGACAAUAUUCAAUGAUUGAAGUAUUAUGCAUCUUAAAUUUAAACUGAGGCUAUUCCAGUUCAAAGAAUAUGAAUUAGUAAUAGUGAAUGAAAUUAAAAGCAUGUAAUUUCCCUGAUUUAUCUCACCUGAGUUUAAUUCAGGGGUAUUAAAGGGUCGUUAUCGUUCAUCCAGGUAACUUUAUUCUGGUGCUGUCAUUAUUUCAUGUUAUUCACUUAUAUAUUUGAUAAUGAGACAUUGUUGACCAGUAGGAAAUAAGUUUUUAAGAGUAUUUACACAAGAAUAAUAGGACCAACUGCUUUUUAAUGAGCUUUGAUCACCACAUUGUUUGCUAACAUUUGAACAUUGACGUCAUAAUGUACUACCAACAGGCUAGACACUGUUGGGCAAAUCCAGCUAGUCCACAGCUAAUUUCGGACUAGUUGAUUAUGUAAAAUAGCAAGAAAAAAAAAACCCGACUAGUCCCUCUAGAUUUUCACUAUAGUCUCGCCCCUGACAUGAAAUAUCGUGAUUAUUAUUUAAUGAAGACAGGUACGUGUGUUCUAUUACAAACAAACUGUUCAUUACCAGCAUGAAUUGAAAGAAAACAACAUGCACAUGUACUAUUUAAAGACCUAUUGACCUAGGGGGGCACAGGUGGCCCAGUCAUCAAAGGCACCGCGAUUCGCUGUGCAGAGUUGCUUCCCUUGGGCACGCCAGAAACCUGUGAUUGUGGGUUCGAAUCCCGGUUCGCCCCGAUUAUGUUUCU
This is a messenger RNA of Haliotis rufescens (red abalone), 5102 nucleotides long. RefSeq names its product serine/arginine repetitive matrix protein 1-like. NCBI's taxonomy places the organism in Eukaryota, Metazoa, Mollusca, Gastropoda, Lepetellida, Haliotidae. The record is from RefSeq and is a predicted model, not a curated record. The transcript has 16 exons. Gene Ontology annotation, cellular component: nucleus. Gene Ontology annotation, molecular function: DNA binding; nucleosome binding. The coding region runs from base 10 to 3930 and encodes 1306 amino acids.